Molecule: messenger RNA, 3401 nt
Organism: Penicillium brasilianum
Lineage: Eukaryota; Fungi; Ascomycota; Eurotiomycetes; Eurotiales; Aspergillaceae
Source: the annotation of a GenBank genome assembly
AGGAGGGAUCUGAAAUGCAACCCAGACACACCUCGAUGGACCGACCCGUGUUCAGCCAUUCACCAUGUCUCCGACCGAGACCAAAGCCAAGAUUCGCCCGCAACAGUCGUGCCUCAAAUGUCGCGAGCGCAAAGUCAAGUGCGACCGAAACAUCCCCUGCGAGGCCUGUAUCCAUCGCGGCAUUGAAUCUGAAUGCACCUACCUCACCUCCGCCGAAGAUCGCGCGCACAUCAGCCAAGCCGAGAUCAUCGACCGCCUGCGCCGCGAAGUCGCCCAGCUACGCACGCGAUUGAAUCAGAGCUCCGCGAGGGGCCCCAGUCCCGGCCGUCGCGACAAAGUCUAUGCGCGCAAGAACAAACCGAUUGGGUCGCGCGGGAGCUAUGCCACUGCAUCUGGACCUGGAUCGUCCGGGUCCGGGUCUGGUUCGCGAUCUGCGACGGGCUCGGCGGAACCAACGGAGGCGGGUAGUUGGGCUGGAUCAUCGCCCUCGUCCAUCUCCACGACGACCAGGACCAAUUCCGUGACCGUGACGAGCCCUGAUAGUACCGGUAGUGAUAGCGGUGUCGGUGGUGCUGGCUAUGUCCAGCAGCAAGCGUAUCCGGGGUCAACGACGACAGACAAUACGGCAGUGGGGAGUUAUCUCAAUGACGACACGAUAGCCCAAUACCAUGCAGGCAACGUGCCAGCCUUUGCGCCUAAGAUCCCUGGAUCAACCCCAAUGCAGGGUUUCCCACCCCAAGCAAUGCAACCCACGCCCGACGAAGGCCUAUCGGGGCUGCAUAUGCACGAUAAUCGGAAUAGUCCACGCUACGACCCCGGCCCUGCGCAUGCGCAUGCGCAGUCUCACAUGGCCAGCUACGGUCACGGUGGGGACUAUAACCACCCUCUAUACGAAUACACCAACGUGAAUACGUUCAAGCAUGAUCCCCCUCAACCAUACCCCAGCCCUGGAACCCAGCCCUGGAGUCAAGGGUAUUGCUUUCCCCAAUUGCAGUCACAACGACCCUUACAACCUCAAUCCCAUCACUACCCCGACUCAACGUACUACUCCUCUACCACGAAUACGUUUCCGCCAACAGAAUCCACCAUACACCCAUAUUCCCAACAGCAUCAACAUCAACACCCACAUCAACAAUCCCAUUCCCAAUCUUACCAGACUACAAACCCAACCCACACUUAUUCACCACCCACCCAUCCAACCGAAUACCAAACCCGCGCCAUUAACUCCAUCCCGGAUUCCUGGAAAGGCCCCGACAAACAAGCCCUCCUCGAAACACUCCUCGAAACCAUCACCAGCUGUGACGAAGAGCGAGUCGCCCAGGUUGUCGCCGUCGUGCGGACAAGUGAGACACCCGAAGAGGCCGUCUCGGGGAUCUGCCAGGUUCUAGGGAUCAGUGGAACCGGGGAUGGGUCUGGUGCUUCGCUUAUGCGUUGAUGAUUGCCCAUGAUGUGCGCGCGGGAGGGGGGGGACCAGGCAGAUGUGGAAUUGAGUAUCAGGCGGGCCUGAUACAAUACGAUGACCCGAAGACGGGCUGCCUCGAGGAGUUCAGCCCUCGGCGCUGUAAAUGUCUUCAGCUGCGGGGGGCGAUGUUGACUGCCCGAAAACUUGCGGGGCUAAAAUUACACCUCAUUAGUAGCUGAAUUUGCCAGUGCUACGCUGGAAAUCCGUGGACUUGCACGGAUAUGUGAAAUAGUUACGAAUUGACGAGACCACGAGUCCAUGAAAUCACCGAUCCAUGCCAUGUUUUAUCUUAUCGCUAGACGAUGAGUUUAUGUAGCCAAGACGCAGGCCAACCUCACCUCGAUCAGCUUCACUUUCGCUUUCACGAAAUGGCCUCUCACCCUCUCGCCAUGCAGUUCCAACUCAAUGUUGAUAAUUUCGAUUUUCGAUCCAUGAUGCGUCCCGAUAUACUCCGGAACUAAUCCGUCGACACAGAGUAAAUCAAUAGCGAUGCAAAUAAAAAAAACACCACAACAGAAACUGCAAGUCUAAUACACAAGUCAAUGCCUUUAUACAUUAAAUUCCGGGAGUCAUCGCGCCAUAAGUCGUUAAAAGGGGGGAUAUAGAAACCCCAAACCGGGUCCGUCAGUCUCGUGUCUCAAGGGCUCGGAACCCCCUCGCCCCGUUGCGUCGGGCCAUGACCGUUCGUGUGGAGCGGUUUUUGCCCAUACACGAAAUGGAAUCGCACGUAGAGGUGGAACUUGUUGCUCACUAGUUCCGCGCGUACUUUGUCCAUGUACUCUUGUGCAUCUUGGUAGGAGAAGCCCAGGACGCGGGUGAAGAGGGCUAGCGUGUAUGGCUCGACGACCUCCAGGAUAGUCACUUUGCCGACGCGCCCGAUUUCUUUGAGCCGGCGGUUUUUGGCCCAGCCACCGACGGGGCACUAAACGGAUAUCGAGAAUUAGCAAUGAAGUCAAUGAAAAAUGAACGUAUAUCCCGUGGCUUCACGGCAGGAAUGUCCAAUUGGGUACUCCAUAAUACCGGAAAUACCUCCCCUCGCAGUGGAAGUCACUCACCUUGUAGAUAUCAUCGUGAAUAUUCACAAACCCCGCAUCCCCCAACCACUCCUCCAACCGAGGAGCCACGUUCAUAGGUUUCCCAAACCGUUCGCUCGCGCUAUUCAGCUGAUCCUGCCAAUCCAAAAUACUCGUCGCUUUCGCAUGCGUCUCAUCGUCACUCAGCACCAACGUCUGAAACUCCUGCGCCUCGAACCACCCGCCCGGUUUCAAAUGCGCAAAGGCCUGCCUCAGUAACCGCGGCCAAUCGGCGAUCCCGCCGCCCAAACUGCGUGCGUGGAUGUAAUCAAAGGGCUCGGCGGGGGAAAAAGUCCAGUCGGACUCGGCGUCGUCGAUGAAGAAGCGGCAAUUGGGAGGGGCCCAGGAGGGUUGGAUGGGCGAGAGGUCCGUGCCGAGGAUGGUGGUGGUGGGGAAGUCUUCGGCCAUUUCGAUGGCCCAUUCGGCGGUGCCGGUGCCGAUGUCGAGGAUGCGGGUGGGAGGGGUGUGAUCGCGGGCAAAGGGGGCGCGGAAGAGGUCGCCGCCGGAGAGGAGCUUGAAGAGGUGGUGCAUCAAGGCCAGCCGGGCUUGUUCUUCUUCGUCGUUGGGGAAGGGGUAUUGGCCGUGUCGGUAGGCAUGAUAGCGGCGCCCGUUUUCGUAGGAGUAGUCGCGGACGGAGGAGGCGAAAGAGAGAUUGGAGUCCCCGAGGGUUUUUGUGUCGAAGAGCGAGUCAUCGUCGCUGGUCUGGGGAUUGUGGGAGACGUGUGAGUGGUGGUGGGGGGAAAUCAAGGAGGAUGUGGUGAUUGUGGUGAUUGUGGUGAAAGCGGGGGGAGGGGGGAGGAUGGGUUGGCGGUAAUUUAAAACAGAUCACCGUCUAUAAUGGAGGAGGGGGAAAGGGGGCACCUUCU